AUGAAGGAGAAAGGGAACAAAAGAAAUGUUAAGGUGAAGGACUUCGAGGAUCCUACAGACUCAUGCAACCAUCCAGAAUGUAGGAGACCACUUCAGUGGAAUGGGCGGGCAGUCAUCCCCGAAUCGCUAAUCGAAGCAGCGAGGGCGUUUGCAUUGAAAAGGAAGUUUCCGAGGAUGAGUGAACUGCUCAUGAUAAUCAAGAUGUCGGAUGAAGAAGAGGACAAAGAUAUAUGCGUGGAAGAUUGGCUGGCGGCAUUGCAACAUUUCGCGAGAUGCUCAAGCUUAAAGAGAGAUGUGUUGUCGAGCAAGGCCGAACUCCGAGGGAAAUUUGCGGUGGAAUUGGCUAGAGCACUACUUGAACUUAAACAAGAGCAUGAAGAACUCGAGCAAGGACGACGAUAUGUGGUAGUACCACGUCAGUGGGGAGCGCAAGUUCCAUCAAAUUGGGGGACAUACAAGACGGCGGCCGAACUAAAUGUUGUCGGAAGAAGAGCAAUACCGAUGAUGGUGCUGAUAGUGCAACUGAAGCGAGAGUUUUCGGAGACAAUCACGGAGCUAAUAAAAAAAAAGAGGCCGAAGACGACAUGGCUGCUACCAUGGUCAGUCAGAGAAUCGACGACGUUAAGCGAAAACCUGAUGGAACUUAAGAAGUGGGAUGAUCAGUUUAGCCAGUGGGAGAAGUUCGGAGCGAAGGUGGUGCUUCCAAGUACAACAAUACCCUCAACUAGAGAAUGCUUGGCAAUUCAACUGAGGGCGAAGAACAUGCACACCGGGGGAUACGAAAAUGAUGAAAUGAUGGAAGCACUGAGAGUGUAUGCAGAAGUUGAGCCAGAGUUGGUGUCGUUGGAAGCGGAUAUCGGAUCCGAAGGAGCGAGGGAGGACACAAAGAAAAGGACGGGGUCAAAACGAUUCCGCAUGGAUUGA
Molecule: messenger RNA, 924 nt
Organism: Caenorhabditis bovis
Lineage: Eukaryota; Metazoa; Nematoda; Chromadorea; Rhabditida; Rhabditidae
Source: the annotation of a GenBank genome assembly